UUGCAGGAAGAACAUCUUCUGUCAUGGCGACUUCGAAUUGGAGUGACAGCAAGAUGUCAAGCGGCUUCACUUACGGAAAGACCAAAGCCAGAUCCAUGUGCGCAAUCUCAGUACAGGCUGGAUUACGAUCUGUUUUACGAAGUAAUGAGACGCUUACUUCCUUGGCCAGUCACUUCUAAUUUUGUGGUUCGCCUGUUUAGGUUACUUGAUGUAUCUGACAGUGGCCUACUGACAUUCCGUGAUUUGGCCCUUACCCUAUCCUUACUCUUACUUGGUGAUGCUACCGAAAAGUUAGCAGUUAUCUACAAAUGCCAUAUACCACCUGCAUUCAAUAUGGCUGACCUUGACGACAUAGCCUCUGUGGAAGAUGUGCGAGAGGGUUGGUUGGUCGUGGAAGGUGAAACCCCCGAGGUUGCUGUCGAUGCAAUGGAUAUGCUGGAUCCUCCAAAAUCUUCUGAGGGCGCAUCUGCUGAGAGUAGUCCCUCGAAAUGUGGCGAUUCCAGCACGGUCAAUAGUGCAGUGGUUGUGGACAAUCCUAAAUCGAGCGCAUCCUCUUUGCUUGACUUGAUUGCUGCCAAGUCUUGUGGAAGUAAUUCUUCUGAUUCUAGUCAGGAACAAAUCCAAAUCGCAGAUGAAGCCAGUGAAGAAGCUGUGUCAUUAGUGGAAGAUUCCAUUACUAAACUGAAAAAUCUGCGAGCUACCGUUUUGUCACCAAGCGCUGCUAAUUUACGUUUGGAAAUCAAAACGCUUCCGCCUAUAAAUCAGGUUCAAUUUAUCCAACUGUGGAAGACAUUAUACGAUAUGCUGAAUGCAAAUGAAGCAGAUCAGCCUUUAUUCCACUCACUCGCCGUUGUAGGAACUCUCCUGUUCCAACUCGGUGAAACACACAGAGAAUUACGAGCCAAGAUGGUAGCAGAAAUAGCAGAUGCCAUGAAAGAAGACGGUGAUAGUCCGUCGCCUGAAAAAUCAACGUCGCCUGAAAAAUCAACGUCGCCAGAAGUGAAACAAGAGGAUGAGGAUACCAUAACACCAGAGGAAGAUUUGAGCACUGCACAGAGACGACGUAUUGCUGCACUUCAGACUGGAGUGGAUGAGAAGGAAUGGCAUAUAAAUUUCGAGCAAAUUCUUGCCACACUACUUAGUGAACAUCCGCUUGCAAACUAUUUCGAGAGGAAAUAUACUUUACAAGGACUUGUACGGAGGUGA
Molecule: messenger RNA, 1206 nt
Organism: Cylicostephanus goldi
Lineage: Eukaryota; Metazoa; Nematoda; Chromadorea; Rhabditida; Strongylidae
Source: the annotation of a GenBank genome assembly